Diatraea saccharalis (sugarcane borer) is the source of this 1197-nucleotide messenger RNA. NCBI's taxonomy places the organism in Eukaryota, Metazoa, Arthropoda, Insecta, Lepidoptera, Crambidae. The record is from the annotation of a GenBank genome assembly.
AUGGACCAGCUCAGCGUAGUUAUUCGCUAUAUAAAAGAUGAGCAGCCAGUAGAGCGAUUCCUUACAUUUAUUGAGUUAAAAACUAAUCACACAGGAGAUGAACUGGCAAAGCAGACUCUUCAAUACCUUGAAGAACAUUGUGGAUUAGAUUUUUCAAAAUGCAGAGGCCAGUCUUAUGACAAUGCUGCAAAUUUGUCUGGGCAUUACAAUGGCAUGCAGCAGAAGCUUCUAGAGGCGAAUCCGUUGGCAAUAUAUAUCCCAUGUGUAGCCCAUUCUCUCAAUUUAGUAGGUCGAAGCACCGUGGAUUGUUGCCUAGCAACUGUAAAUUUUUUUUCAUUAGUCCAAAAUCUAUACAAUUUUUUUUCUGGUUCAACCAUAAGGUGGCGCAUAUUAAAAGAUCAUUUGGAUAAUGAAAGUGUUUUGAAAUCUUUAUCAGAAACGAGAUGGGAAGCACACGCUAAAGCGAAAUCAGCUUUUUCACAGACAUAUAAUAAAAUUAUAUGUGCAUUAGACGUCAUUUCUGUGGAUGACAUGCAAAAAGGAGAAACCAGAAGAGAAGCAGCUAAUUUGUCAAAUAAACUACAAGAAUUGGAGUACGUAUUCAUGUUGGUCAUGUGGGAAGAAAUUUUGCAAACCUUCAGAAAAGUCAGCAAGGUAUUACAAGAUCCAGAAGUUACUCUAGAGACUUGCGCUAAUCUCUACAAAUCACUCGUGGAUUUUUUAGAAAAAUUGCGAAGCGACUUUGAUUCUUUAGACGCCCGUGCAAAAGAAAAGCUACCAGAUGUGGAAUACAAAGACACCCGUCAAAGACGAAGAAAGAAAAUGCCUAAUGAUGGUUCGGCUCCUGAAAGAUGCGAAAAAAGGGGAGAGAUAUACAAAGAAACAGCAGACAAAUUCUCAUUCUUGAAUAAAAUACCCGAUGCCGAUAAAAUUAUGUGUCCCGAUCAAACUGCAGAAUACAGGCAGCAUAGUACAAAUCUAGUAAACACAUAUCCAGAAGACCUUAACACUGAAUUAAUAACAGAAGUUCAACAGUUUCAUUCAUAUAUCAUAAGUAAAAUAAGUUCCAGACCCAGUGACCCGGCUCGCACAAGUUUACAUCAAACUCACGCACAAUUGUAUAAAAUAAUACAUGAUGAUAAAAUUGAAUCAGCAUUUCCUAAUGUGGAAACGGCCCUGCGUUUUUCGCUGCGCUGA